AUGACUGCUCAAACUAGUUCGAAUGAUUCAAAUAAAGUAGAAACACAUCCACGUAUUCUAAUUCAGCAUGAUUGGGCUCUUAAUAUAGAACAGAAUUCAUUACCUGCAGAUGUUUGGCUUGAAUUUAAACAUGGUACUGCUGGUAUAUCUCGACUUACACAAAAUGUUCAUGGUGUUUGUUCACUAAAAGCAUCAACAGACGAAGGAGCUAAAGUUUAUAGAACAUCAGCAAGUGAUAAUUUUCAAUCAGGAGAUAUCGAUAAAAACCAACGACAAUUACGUAUUAAAAUUCGUGAUACAAAUUUUAGAACAAAAAAAGCAUUUUCUACAACGAGUAGACAUGAAGAAAGUGCGAAUCGAUCAACAUUAGAUCCAUUAAUUGAUGUUCCUGAACGUAGUAAGCAUCAAACACAACAAACACAAGCAUCAGUUUAUCCACAUUGGUUUGAUAUUAGCUCAGGUGGUGUUGGUUUAACAGCAUUAAGUAAUGGAGAAAUAACGAUCUGGGAUAUUGAAAAUGGUGAAAUACGACGUAAAUUCAAAGGCCAUGAUGCAGAUGUUUAUAUAAGUCGAUUCUUUCCAUCAGAUUUUGCUGUUGUAUCUGGUGGGGCUGAUAUGCGUGUAAAAAUUUGGUCACUUGA
This is a messenger RNA of Adineta steineri, 641 nucleotides long. NCBI's taxonomy places the organism in Eukaryota, Metazoa, Rotifera, Eurotatoria, Adinetida, Adinetidae. The record is from the annotation of a GenBank genome assembly.